This is a messenger RNA of Sinocyclocheilus anshuiensis, 1326 nucleotides long. Its product is annotated as MARVEL domain-containing protein 3-like. The record is from RefSeq and is a predicted model, not a curated record. Gene Ontology annotation, biological process: myelination. Gene Ontology annotation, cellular component: membrane. Lineage: Eukaryota; Metazoa; Chordata; Actinopteri; Cypriniformes; Cyprinidae. The transcript is spliced from 4 exons. Bases 342 to 1229 code for a protein of 295 amino acids. Gene Ontology annotation, molecular function: structural constituent of myelin sheath.
UGAAUCAAACACUGACGUAAGUUUAGAGCCAAAACAGAGGCACUUCUGUUGCGGACACAAGUCUGUGAUCUCAUACAGCAAUCUGCCGUGACCCUUGCUCCCGUUAUCGCGGAUUGGAUCGUGUAAUACUGCGAAUAAGCGACCAAAUAGCGCGGUUUGACUGCAUUUGAUUGCCGCGUCUGUCACCUGCUUAUCACAGGUCCUCAACCCCACCCAUUCUGUAGGUAAUCAUCGCGAGAUUUCACUGACGGGGUUCGGUCAAAAUCUCAUGUCUACGGAAAAAAAGCGGAGUUUUGUUUUGGACAAACAAAACAAAUGUGAUCGACGUCUAUUAAGCAGCAAUGAGCCAGCCGUCCAGAAACCAUCGUCCGCAGAGAGAGAGAAAUGGGGGACACUAUAGUGAGAGGCGAGACCGAGAGCCCCGCAGCCGUCGAGACAAUCCUAGUGAGCGAUCAGGCAGUGAGAGGUCGUCUGGCCAGCCGCCAUACUACCCCAGAGGUUCUCAGAGACAUGCGAGGAGCGCUCCUCGAGAGCACCGGGAGUCAAAGUGCUCUUACGUCUGUUCCAGGAGAGGUAUUGUGUUAAUAUGCGCCGUCCUGACCAAUGCGUUGGUGCUCAUCUGCGUGGUGGCCGCUCACAUGUCACAGCUGGGCAUGUCUGCGAUGGGUAUGGGCGGAACGAGCUUCAUUGACGCCAUCAUUCCUUUUGAGGGGGUGGAGCUGCAGCAGGUGCGUGAGCUUGACAUGCAGUACGGACAGAUGAGAGCACCAGGAGUCUAUGGCGGUGUGGCCUUCAGCCUCACCUUUGGUGCACUUUCACUCCUAUUCAUAGUGUCCAGCAGCAAACCCCCCCACAUGCUUCCACGGAAGCUCCUGAUUGGACAGUUUGCAUUCCAGAUCAUUGGUGCAGUGGCUUACGUGGUUGCGGUAGGUUUGUAUCUGCACUUCGUGGUCUCGGUGAACUCAACUGAGGUGUGCGUUCGGCGUGAACGACUGUAUGCUCGUAAUGGAUAUACCUGGAUGAACUGUAGUGUGAAUGGGGGGGAUGCAGCUGUCGCAUUGUUUGGAAUUAUAACCGCAAUUCUGUAUGCUGUUGGGACCUUUUUAACGGGAAAAACAAUCCAGGAUGUCAAUCGUUACUUAAAGGAGCGUGAGCGCUUUGAAGCCGAACACAGAGAACAACCCAGAGGUCCUCUGAAAACACCUCUUGAUCCUGACAAUUAUGUCUGAGUAGUGCAGGAAAAAUAUGGACUGUGGAAUGGAUGUACAUAAACUGUUUUUUAUUUUGUUUGUUUUUUUUACUUUUAAAAUGUUUUUGACUGUGAGA